AUGUCUUACCCUCAAACUGCUACACAUGCUGAAGCAGCAAAUACAUUCCCAAACCGCACCACAACAACUAUGUACACUCAGCAACAAGCUCGCACAACCCGGGAUUCUCAAGGUCAGCAAGCCACAUUUGCUCAGGCCAGCAGUGGCAUUGCCCACGCUGGAGACGGCGCCAUGAACGCAAUGGUGAAUCAAUUUGCUGGUUUAGCUAUUCCUGGCAGCAUGCCUAGUUCUACAGGUCCAAUGGCUACUAACCAACAUCAUUUGGGAACAGGCCAAGUCUACUUUCAAGUUACCCCUGAUGGCCUUGUAUAUGCACCAAGCAUGUUCCAGCCACAAUCGUUAGCCCCUCAGCAAAUAUCUGAGAAUGCAUACAACAUGAACUCCUUCCCUGGAGCACUACCCUAUCUUGCACAGGCAUCUUCGGUCUACCCUGGCUAUGUCCCAGGAUACCAACAAAAUAUUCCGUACACACCAAACGCCCGAUCUGCCUACUAUGCUGACAGAUCCGAUCAUUCUCACUCCACCAAGGAUGUUCCUGGUCUUGAAAAUCGCCGCGGCUCUUACUCCACUACCGAGUCUCUUCCUGGAACACCGUACUAUACCUCAUUCGCUAAUCGUGAAUCUGGUGCUCAUAUUGCUGCGAUUGACCGAUCUCCAUUCGGCUCUACCCCAUCUCCCCAGCAGCUUCCAGUUCCUCAUGCCCAAUCGCUCGUCAAGGCACUUCCUUAUCCAACACUUCCAAUCGGUGUCGACAUCCAAGCUCUUUUGAAGCAGUUUCCACCAAUUCCAAGAGCUGUCCCAGCGGUUUUUACUCCAACCGAGAAUAUGAGAACUUUGGACCAGAGCUUACACAAUCCCAUCAAGAACAAUCGCAAUGUCUACAUUCGUGGACUUCAUCCAAACACUGAUGACGAAACACUCGCACAAUAUGCUGCCCGCUUCGGUAAAGUCGAGACCUCUAAGGCAAUCAUUGACACAGCCACUGGUGCUUGCAAGGGGUUUGGUUUCGCUAAGUAUUUCGAUGUCCGCGAUUCCGAGAUGUGCAUUCGUGGUUUCUGGGAACUUGGUUACGAAGUUGGUUUUGCUAGAGAAUCUUUCAAUGCUCGUCUUAAAGCAGAGGGUGAUGAGGCAUCCACCAAUCUUUAUGUUUCCAAUUUGCCAAAGACCAUGACCGAAUCUGAACUUGGUGCUAUCUUCAUGGACUACAAGGUCAGCAGUAGCCGCAUUCUUCGCGAUUCCCAAAACCACAGCCGAGGCGUUGGAUUCGCUCGUUUCGAAAACCGUGAUGUCUGCGAGGAGAUCAUCAGAAAGUUCCACGGUCAGCCCAUCGGCGAAGAAGGUCUCUUACUUCAAGUUCGUUACGCCGACACUCCCGCACAAAAGGAUUUAAAGCGAAUCACCACUGAACGUCGUCAAUUCCGCACCAAUGAGUACAACGUUGGAGCUUAUGGCGCCCCAGCUGCCGACAUGAUCGCAUUGGCUUCUCCCCCAAUGCCAUCUCCAAUUCUUCCUCGGGCUUCUCAGAUUGCUCGUCACCUUCCUGGCUCCAGAUCCAGCGGAUCUUGGAAGAGAGAUGGUGUUCUAAGUCCUGCUGGACGUGUCACAGGUUUCAAGGACUUGGACCGAUCGGUUGUCAAAGUUUCCUUGACUGAAGCCUCUCCCAAGAAGCCUUUGACCCAUACCGUUAUCACAAGCGUCACUCCAACCGUUUCCGAGAGUGGCUCCGCUGACGAUGGAGUCACAAUUCACGAUUCCCCAGUUGUCGUACACAGCUCAUCCAUUGCACAUAGUGCUUCCAUCACCUCUCCAUCUACUCGCAAGUAG
Messenger RNA from Botrytis byssoidea, 1824 nucleotides. RefSeq lists its product as uncharacterized. Gene Ontology annotation, cellular component: ribonucleoprotein complex; nucleus; cytosol. The transcript is spliced from 7 exons. Gene Ontology annotation, molecular function: poly(A) binding; mRNA 3'-UTR binding; poly(U) RNA binding. NCBI's taxonomy places the organism in Eukaryota, Fungi, Ascomycota, Leotiomycetes, Helotiales, Sclerotiniaceae. Bases 1 to 1824 code for a protein of 607 amino acids. The record is from RefSeq and is a predicted model, not a curated record.